AACUAAUUGGGGGGUGUUUGGAUUCCUUUUUUAAGCUUCUGUACUUCCUUUUGCCGAGCCCUAGUUUUAGGCGAAGAAACCCAAAACGCGACAGGGAGAUAUGUCGUUCCUAUGGGAGAAGAGCUCGUCGUGGCGAUGGAUAGUGAGGCAGACGAGAGAUUCAAAGCCAUUUUUCUUCGCCUUUGCGACUGUAUGCGGCGUGGUCCCCGGUGCCAUCGGCUAUUGUGUGAUGCAGCUCACCAAUUCAAGCAAUGAACAGCUCGAGUCCGAACUCCGCCGCAACGCUCGCCCGGAUACCCUUAUGAUGGGAAAAGUGAAUAAAGAGAGACUUGGGGAAUACCUUGGGGAAUUGCAGAGGAAGGAAGAUACAAACGAUAGAUAUGUUGCUGCUUUGAAGGGAGAGACUUUAACCAGAAAACCAUACGUCAGAAUUCAACCAACCACCACCACCACCACACCACAUGUUUAAAAGCUUUUAUCACAUCACAUCAUAUUAUCAUCAUUAUUAGUAUUAUAUUAUCUCAUUUUCCCAACUUUAUGGCUUAAUGCUCAUCCGUUGGCUUUGCAUUAACAGAAUUCAUGACUUGAUGUUCCCAUGUUUCAUAAGCUUGUUAUAUAUUGUGACUAAUUAACUUCAA
Lactuca sativa (garden lettuce) is the source of this 638-nucleotide messenger RNA. RefSeq names its product centrosomal protein. Lineage: Eukaryota; Viridiplantae; Streptophyta; Magnoliopsida; Asterales; Asteraceae. The record is from RefSeq and is a predicted model, not a curated record.